AUGGCUUCCCCACCACCUCUGCCAGACCCCAGCCUGGCUCUUCCUCAGCAGGAUUCAUCCCUUCUCCCACUGGGGACCAUCCCACAGAGCUCCUCUUCAUCCAACCAAGGCUCACUGCCUUCUCCAAUCCGAGCAAUUUCAAUUCUUGGCCACUCUGUCUGUGCCAUCUCAGCCCUUCCCCAGUGUCAGGAGCCUCCCAGAGCCUUAUGUCACUCCAGCAUUUCCAACAGUGAAGCCCAGAAAGGUCACCUGAUCAAUCAAGUGCAAGCAACCUCAUUCCUGGCAGACACUGCCCCGACACAGGUGGAGAAUGGUAGUUCCCAUUUCCUCAAUCCUGCUGUCCAGAAAGUGCUGGAAAUACUGAUCACCAAGAAAGUGGAAUUGAAGAUCCAUAAGAACAGUAAAGGGGAGGGGCCACACAGCCCCCAGUAUUCUCUGGGGAUUAUGUUAAAGUCCCUGGGCAAAGAACACGACCUUAUCACCCUGUCUCCAUUCUGGAAAACUAAAGCAGAACUAGAGCAGCUUCAAGCUUUGCCACAGCUCCCCUACCCAAAGAUAUUCUGGGAAGAUCAUGUGCAACACAAAGGGAGCCAGCUUUUCUGGGGCCUCCCAGGUCUACACAGUGAGUCCCUGGUGGAUAACACCAGAGUGCCUGAUGCCUCACUAGAGUUUUCUACCAUUUUAUUCAACGGACUCUGUAAUGAUGUCCCAGCACGAAUUCAGUCCAAUGUUACUCCACAACUAUUUCCCCCUCAGCCCUUGGCCAAUGAUGUGGCCCAGUCCCACACAAUCACUCCAGCUCUGCCUCCAUCCCAACCCCUAUCUCUGUCUCAGAAACCGACCCAGGAGCAUGCUCCUCCUCUCCCAACUGAUUCUUGCUAUUCACCUCCAGCCAUUUCUGGUCUUAAAGAUCAGAAAGGGAAGAAACAUGCUAUUUCACAUACUGUUCAACAACUACAAUGCAAGUUUUUGAAGGAGCCAGAGGAAAAGAGAGAUUUUCUUCCUUUGGUCAAAAAACCUCAGAAAGUCUUUAGGCAGCAUGCUGACAAACAUGGGAUCAUCCAGGAAAACAAGUCCUCAGGCAAGGUCCCAGUGGAUGUUAUUUACUUUAAGGUCCAGCAACAACUGCAGGAACAUGUUAAAAAAAAAUUGGUGUCUGGGCUGCCCCAGAGGGCUGACCUGUCUCUGGACAGGGAGAAUCACCCAGGAACAAGGAAGCCAAAGGAAAACUGUAGGCCUUCCCAGACUACAGUGAUUUCAGAUAAAAGCUGUCAGGUCAUACAAAAGACCAUGUCAGAGUUCCCAGAAAUAUCCCAGACAGGGAAACACUCAACUAAAGACCUGGAGAAGGCCCCAAAAGACCUAUCCAAGUGUCUAGAAAACUCUGCAGUGAAUGUCCUAGAGUCUAUCUGUGAUCCAGCAUCACCAAGGAAGGGGUUGAGACUCCUAAGUAGUGAUUCAGGCAAUGAUUCUGCAAGCAGGCCAGACAAGAAGAACAUAGAAGACUGUGAGAGCAUCCGUCCAAGUGGGCAGUUUGAGCAGACAGGGGAAGGAAUCUUUGUGGACACUGAUCAUUCCACCCUUACUGUGGACCAUGCCUGCUACCAUCAUGGAAACUCAAACAUCUCCAUGGAAAGUGAGGAUGAACCAUCCCUGCAGGGUCAGGAGUAUGGCAGGAACACCCAGGACCUCUCUGUCCUUGAUGCUGGGACUCAUCAGAUGCUGGGAGCACAUCUGAAAAGACUCUGUGUGAGACACAGGUGGGGCUUAGCCUUCAAGGUCAUCAGAGUCAUCUUGAAGCUGAAAAAGGUUCACACCUCAUUGCUUCCACAGCCUGCAUCUUCCUCCUCAGCCUCCCAAAACUCCAAGCCUGACUCCACCCACCAAGAUAUGAAUUUGCAGGGAGAACCAUCUCAGAGUAUUCCAGGAGAGAACGCUAAAACAACAAUGUCUGAUCUCAAAAUACAGGGUCCUUUCACUGGUCACUCAUUCAAAUAUCCAAAGGAGAGAAUAUCUGCUGAUGAUCACGGGCCCUCAGAAGCUGCACCAACUGGACAAGAGACCAGCCUGAGUGCUCAGCCCCAUUUAUACUGCCCUAAGAGCAGAGACCAGAAUCCUGAUACUGUCUCAAGUCCAGGGAGAGACAGCAUUGGUCCAAGUCCAAUCACAGUAAUGGACAAAUAUCAGCCUCAAGAGCAAGGUGGUGUGGUCUCUAGAGACCCUUCCCAUCAUAACUUGACAGGGGAGGUGAAUGUAGGUUCUCCAUGUUCAAGGGAGAGAGACAUCCAGAAGACCAUGAACACAGAGGUGAAGAAACCCUUGGAGGUGGCAGUUACCAAGGGAGCCAGUGGGUUGGCACCCUCCCCAAAUCUUAAUGUGAGUCCCAGGAGUUUAAAGUCUCCAGGGCCCAAGAAUAGGCUUCCCUCACCCAGAAUUUGUUCUUUGCAGGAGCCAGGAGUCUCAUCCUUGGGUACCCUGGCAAUGUCGAAAAAUAUGGAUUCUGCAACCAGAGUCCUCCUGCAAGACUUUGCCACUGGCAAAGUCCUUCAAGUCUCUUCCUCAGAGAUACCUCUCACCAGAGACAUCCUGGAUUCUCAGGUUGAUCUGGCCAGCAUUGGAGGAGUGUCCACUAGCAGCACAUCACCAUCCCGAGGGAUAGUUGACCCCUUAAUGCAGGACAGAAUUAGUCAGGAUCAAAAGGAGCCCGGGAUCUCAAACCUCCAGGAUCCACAGGAGAUCAAGAGUAACACGUUUGGGCCACCUGAGAGUGGAGGGGGCUUCAUGAGCCCCAUUAAAAUGAUCACUAAUCACCCAUCACCUUCCCAAGGGAUAUGUGACCUCCCAGUGAGGGAAACAGGGCACCAGGAAAAGGAGCCCAGACUGCCCAAAUCCCAGGAGCCCAGGGUGAGCCAGAAGCACAUGUUUGCUCUGGCUGAGAAGAGGGGGAGCUCUCAGGGGCCCAAACCAGGACGGAAGGAAGAACAAUUUGCAGGAAGAAGGGGGGUUGGAAUGUUGAUGCCCCCUUUUCAGGUCAGGGAACUAAGAGAUAGCACAGGGUCCAAGGCUCUGUUUGAGUCAGAGAACAAAAUGUUACCUUCAGAAGCUACCACUGCGAACCCAGUCAGGAAGUUUCUGCAGAACAUACUGUGCAAGAAAGACAGAGCAGUGGCAGAGCCCCUGCAGAAAGCCAAGCCCCCAGCUACUGUGAUCCAAAGUCAAGGAUCAGACAUGAAACCCAGAGUCUCUAGGGACAAAGGCACCAUGGAAACCCACAUGCUCAUGAGCACUGUUGGAAGGAUCUUAAUGGACACACUAAAGCUACGCCAUGAAUUUUCUGCCUCAAAAGAAAAUUUGCAGAAAGGGGUUCCCCAGGUGGAUAGGUGGUCCUCCUGCCACAAGAAUGCUUCCUCUCCACAGCAAAAGAAAGUCCUGAGCAACAUGGCCUGUGGUCCGCAGGCCAGGCCCCAGCGCCCAGGCCAUGUGACAAAUGGAAGCCUGAGCAGAGACAAGUCAAGCAAUACUGUCUUCCCAUCCAGGGAGCCUGGGGCCUUACCUGGUUACUUCCACAGGAGGCCCUUGGGGUCUGGAGCCUCACAGCCCCCUGUUCACUGCCCCAGGCACUGUGCCCUUCAGAGAACUCUGUUCCACAAUCAGUCACAUAAUGCUUCCCAUAUCCGUCCUGGGGAAAAAUCUUUGCUGAGCAAAUCUGCUCUAUCUCAUCCAGGCAGGUCUUGUAUGGGCCACGGUCAUCCUUCUAAAGAGAUGUCUGUGGAUUCCCAAUAA
This is a messenger RNA of Cavia porcellus (domestic guinea pig), 3783 nucleotides long. Its product is annotated as spermatogenesis-associated protein 31E1-like. Lineage: Eukaryota; Metazoa; Chordata; Mammalia; Rodentia; Caviidae. The transcript has a single exon. The record is from RefSeq and is a predicted model, not a curated record. Bases 1 to 3783 code for a protein of 1260 amino acids.